AUGUGGCAUGGGCUAAAGGGGGUCAAGGCAUAUCUGUAUCAUGAGUCCCAAGCUGCUUGUUUCAAGAAAGCGAGAGAUGAUCUAUACAAGGUUAAAGCAUGGGUUUUCUCUCCACAAGUCAAAGUUAUUAGGUCUGACAUUCGUGAGGAAGAUGUGUUGAAGGAGAAAGAUGCUUUUGAGGAUCUUAAGAAGCUGGCAGCCAAGUCACUGACUGAGACAGUUAAUCAGUUGAUUGACACUGUUAAUCAGGUGAAGGAGGAUGAAAAUGCCGAACAGGCGACCCGACCAUCAAGAGUCACUGAUGCGGGACAAAAUCGGUCUGGUGCACCUCUUAAAGCUGCAGACAAUGUUAUUAUCUCACAGCAUCAGCAUGCAGCAGCCUCUCAAAUUCAGGCAAGAGAAACCGAUAUACAUGCACUCUCAUUGAGUAAAAACGAGACAGGUGUCCCCAUGAAUGUAUCCGAAAGCUUCAAAAAGGAAUAUGCAAUGGUACUAUUACAGCUCAAAGAAGCUAGUGAUCAGGUUGCUUCUGCUCUUGCAAAUUUGAGGCGACGCAACACAUACCCAGAGAAAAGAGGGAUUUUGAGGACGAAUAAUCGACUUCCUCUGCAUUGUCCUUCCUAUUACUUUGGUUUGUACAGUAAAAAGAAAAAAACUGUGAAGAAAGAUACUUCUUCUGAUGACAGUUCUGAUAUGCGAGUAAAAAAACACCGUGGAUCAACUGUCAGGGAGAAAUUGAGUAGGGAUUGUCACCUACAUUCUGAAGGAGAAGGAGAAGCAAAAAGAGCUUCAAUUACUUACUGCAUAACCUACAUUCUAAAUUGCAUCACCAAGCAUUCACCUCAGUACAUAAUUCUAAUGGUGGGGCGUAUAUUGAGAGGGAUUGCCACCUCUCUCCUCUUUUCAGCCUUCGAAUCAUGGCUUGUUGCUGAACACAACAAGAUGAAAAGAUAG
Messenger RNA from Lactuca saligna, 954 nucleotides. Lineage: Eukaryota; Viridiplantae; Streptophyta; Magnoliopsida; Asterales; Asteraceae. The record is from the annotation of a GenBank genome assembly.